AUGAGGAUAUUCCAUUCUUAUUGUUUAGUCGUUGUUAAACAAUUUGCCUUACGGAAUACUAUGGAAAAAGUCGAAAGUACCGUACGAAGAGGAGAAUUUAAAUUAUUUUACGUAGAAGAAUAUUUACAUCAAUACGUAGACAAUGAUUGGACUCAGAGUUUUUUACCUUACACUGUUCCUACGUCGCUUGCAUACAUGAUGGAUAAUAAAAUCGAAGUUUCCAAGUAUAAAGGACAAUUCGAACCGCUUUAUGUUGAACAAUAUCUAUCAAAAUAUAUAAAUUUUGAAUUGAUUGAAUGCUUUUCACCAUAUGUCAUACAUAUAUCAGCUAUUUACAUUAUUGUCAUCUUCACUCUGCAACAUUAUAUGAAGUCCAAGCAACCGUAUCAGCUCCGUGGACCACUUUUCUUCUGGAAUACUUUAUUGGCAUUAUUUAGUAUUUGUGGAACAAUAAGAGUACUUCCUGGAUUGUGGAUCAUUAUUCGUGAUUUUGGAUUUACAUUUUCUGUAUGUAAUGUCAGUUUUGCUUUAAAACAUCACCCCAUUGAAUUCUGGGUUUGUAUAUUUGCAUGUUCAAAAAUCAUUGAAUUCGGCGAUACAUUAUUUAUUGUCUUUAGGAAACAGAAAUUAAUAUUCUUGCAUUGGUACCAUCAUAGUUUAACUUUGGUUAUAACAACAUACAAUGUUUCGGGCAAACUUUCUACUGGUUAUUGGUAUGUCGCAAUGAAUUUGUUGGUUCAUAGCUUCAUGUAUUUAUAUUUUGCUGCAAAAGCAAUAAAAGUAAAGGUGCCUCGUUCUAUUGCAAUUAUAAUUACAAUAAGUCAAAUUCUUCAAAUGAUCAUCGCUUGUUUUGUUACUAUAUGGGCUGCAAAUCAGUAUUUUACAGGAAAAUACUGUGAACAAAAUUAUCAGCUGAUUAUUUUUUCAAUGUUGGUAUAUACUACUCAUGCUGUAUUGUUUCUUUGUCUAUUUACAAAUACAUACUUUAAUAAAAGACAUAAGUCAACACUGCAGCAGCGAAAAGAUAAUUGA
Molecule: messenger RNA, 1032 nt
Organism: Centruroides sculpturatus (bark scorpion)
Lineage: Eukaryota; Metazoa; Arthropoda; Arachnida; Scorpiones; Buthidae
Product: elongation of very long chain fatty acids protein 3-like
Exons: 3
Coding region: 1-1032 (343 amino acids)
Biological process (GO): fatty acid elongation, saturated fatty acid; sphingolipid biosynthetic process; fatty acid elongation, polyunsaturated fatty acid
Cellular component (GO): endoplasmic reticulum membrane
Molecular function (GO): fatty acid elongase activity
Source: RefSeq, a predicted model, not a curated record